Molecule: messenger RNA, 1780 nt
Organism: Dendroctonus ponderosae (mountain pine beetle)
Lineage: Eukaryota; Metazoa; Arthropoda; Insecta; Coleoptera; Curculionidae
Product: cyclin-A2-like
Exons: 8
Coding region: 131-1237 (368 amino acids)
Biological process (GO): regulation of cyclin-dependent protein serine/threonine kinase activity; mitotic cell cycle phase transition
Cellular component (GO): cytoplasm; cyclin A2-CDK2 complex; nucleus
Molecular function (GO): cyclin-dependent protein serine/threonine kinase regulator activity
Source: RefSeq, a predicted model, not a curated record
AAUGACAAAAACAUCAAAACUCUCAUGUUUUUGUGAGUAAAUGAAAUGUCGAAUGUAGUUCUUCGUUUCAGCUGUAAACUGCUUCCACGUUGAAGGUCAAAAAUUUGCUCCCGUUUUUGCACAAGUACUAAUGCCUAAGAUGACUUUUAAAAUAUUGGAAGAGACAGAAAAUAAGCCAGAGGAAAAACAUAAAAAACUAGUGGAAGUUAAUGGAUUAGUGAAGCGUGCAACCCAGAAACAUUUUAUUGACAAUCGAGAGGUUUUGCAACCUAUUUGUAAUGGGGUAAACCAAGGAGUGAAGAGAAAAUUUAGCUAUGAAGAGAAAACUCUGGAAGAGCCUCGAUUACGCAAAACUAUAAAAGUAGUUUUCGAAUUUCCUGAGUUAUCUGAGGAUGCCGUACAAUCUGAAACCUGUACAGCAAUUCAAACUGGAAGGCAGAAUGAAGAAGUGUAUUCGAAUGAUAUUUGGAACUAUUUACUAGAACUGGAAAAAUCAUAUCAACCUCUACCCAACUAUAUGAGCAAACAGCCUCAGCUAUCGUGGCAUAUAAGAAGCAUUCUAGUGGACUGGUUGGCUUCAGUCAUGAGCGCAUAUACAUUUCGUAAUGAAACUUUUCAUCUUAGCAUCAAUUAUAUUGAUCGCUUUUUAAGCGGAGCUUCAGUGAUAAAAUCGAAAUUUCAACUUCUUGGAGUAGCAGCGCUACUUUUAGCAACCAAAAUUGAAGAGAUCCAUCCCAUUAAACUGGAGGACUGCGUCUAUUUAACAGACGAAACGUUCACUACGCGCCAAGUGAAAAAAAUGGAACAAAUGAUCGUAAAGCGGCUGAGGUUCAAGAUGCAACCUCCCACAAUAGAUUGCUUAAUUGAGCAUUUCUGCAAGGAACACGAACUAGAUUCGAAAAUUCAACAUUUUGCAAAGUAUAUCGGCGAGCUCGUUUUGCUGGAAGGUGAUCAAUACUUGAACCAUCUGCCUUCCGAAUUAGCAGCAGCAUCUGUUGCAUUAGCCAGAUUUACCAUAUGCGAAGAACCGAGUUGGCCGAAAAAAUUUAAACGGCAUUGCGGAUAUAGCAUUAAACACCUGAGUCCAGUUGUUCAAAAGCAACAACAGAGUUUAGUCGAUAGUGGCAGGAAGCAACUGAAUUCGAUUCAGAAGAAGUACCAAAGCGAUAAGUUCCAUCGCGUGGCCCUAUUGAAACCUCGCAAUUUAAUUUUGGAGGAUUUUCAAGAUGAAGUUUGAGAAAAAUCAUAAGCACUUAAAUGCAAACUAAAUAUUCGGAACUGGAGUAUUUCUACAAUCUGGAGCCUGAAGCCUGGAGCCUGGAGAGUAUUUUAUUUAGAUAAGUCUAUUUUUUAUUUCAAGAUCCUAUAUGUAGUAGAAUCUACUUGGUGUAUUGCUUUUUGUAUACACGACACUUUAAAUCGCAAACUAUAAGGCAAGAGCUUACUUACUAUGCUUUUGUUGGACGCACUGUGCAUAUUUUUGUUUAACUGUUAUAUUUACAUAUUAUUACUGUAUAAUUUAUGUCUGUACCAAAACUUUUUAAACGCUGACUAAUAUUAUUCUAUCUGUGGAUUGAACAGAUGGUUUUCAAUUUAUGAGUAAUUUUUUACCAAAUAAAUUAUUGAACAGUUUUCCUUUGCGCGCGAUAUGGACCAUAUACAAAUGACCAAACUAUAUGUAUGCAUGUAUUUUUUGUACCAUGACUGUAUACUGAUUUAAUAGUUUAAAUUAUCGGGUAAAAUUAUAUUAUCGAACAUUUAAUUAAAACAAAUACAUCUA